CCAUGGGGCAGGCAGAUUAGGAGGCGGGGGCAUGAGUCAGGGGUUUGGGAGCUGCCCCCAGGGCGCGGGAGCAAGGACCUAGUGCUGUUAGAGCGGGUGUGCGCUCAGCUGGUCACAGAGGCCACCGGUGGCUGCAGGAGUUUGCCGAGGACUCCAAGGCUUGUGAGCAGGGACCCGCAGUGCGGGUUAUGCUGGGGGCUCAGACCACUGCAGACAACUGAGCAAUCAGGACAGUGCCAUGGGGGAUUUGCGGGAAUCAGACCUGGAGGAGGUUCUAGAGGUGUAUGACUAUGAAGACCCAGAUGUCUCUGUGCCCCAUGUGGAGGAGCCAGAAGCUCUGCGCACCGAACCAACAGACACAGACUAUCACAGCACAAGAAAGGGAGACACCCACAAGGUGUAUGUGGAGCUGCGGGAACUGGUGAUGGAUGAAAAGAACCAGGAGCUGCAAUGGAUGGAGGCAGCGCGCUGGCUGCACAUGGAGGAGAACCGGGGGAAGGAUGGAACCUGGGGCCGCCCACACGUGUCUUACCUCACCUUCUGGAGCCUCUUGGAGCUGCAGAAAGCCUUCGCCAAGGGUACUGUCCUCCUGGACCUGCCAGAGAAAUCCCUGGCUGGGGUGGUCAGCCAGCUGCUGGACAGGUUUAUCUUCGACGGGCAGAUCCAGCGUCAGGACCGAGAGACCCUGCUUCGGGCCUUGCUCCUUAAACACAGCCACGCCAGAGACACCGAUGCCCUGGGGGGCAUGAAGCCCACGGUCCUGACACGUUCUGGGAAAGCUUCACAGCCUCUGCUCCCACAACGUCCCCAGAUGGAGGAAAAACUCUUCUGUGAACAGAGAAAGAUUCCCCAGGAUUCGGAGGGCGCCCUGGUGCUAGUGGGCCGCGUAGACUUCCUGGAGCGGCCUGUGCUGGGCUUCGUGAGGCUCAAGGACCCUAUGCAGCUGGAGCCAAAGCAGGAGAAGCUGGGCCAGCCGGCAGUGCCCGUGCGCUUCCUCUUCGUGUUGCUGGGACCUGAGGCCCCCAACAUGGACUACACCCAGCUGGGUCGGGCCGCUGCCACCCUCAUGUCGGAGAGGGUGUUCCGAAUUGAUGCAUACUUAGCCCAGAGCAAGGAGACGCUGGUACACUCCCUGGAGGGCUUCCUAGACUGUAGUCUGGUGCUGCCUCCAUCGGAUGCUCCCUCCGAGAAGGCCCUGCGCAGUCUGCUGCCUGUGCAGAUGGAACUGCUGCGGAGACGCCUGUCCAGCUCUGCCAAGCCAGAACCCAUCCCGGAGGAACUCCCACGGAGACGGCCAUCCAGCCCUGCCAAGCCAGUACCCAUCCCGGAGGAACUCCCUCGGAGACGCCCAUCCAGCCCUGCCAAGCCAGUACCCAUCCCGGAGGAACUCCCGCGGAGACGGCCAUCCAGCCCUGUUAAGCCAGUACCCAUCCCGGAGGAACUCCCACGGAGACGCCCAUCCAGCCCUGUUAAGCCAGAACCCAUCCCAAAGGCACCACCACCUAGACGCCCAUCCAGGCCUGUUGAGCCAGAACCCAUCCUCAAGAGACUAGAUUUACAUGAAGAUGAAGAUAUCUCAGGUGACCCUCUGCGGCGGACAGGCAGGCUCUUCGGAGGGUUGGUGCGUGACAUCCGUCGCCGCUAUCCCCGCUACUUGAGUGACAUCUCAGAUGCAUUGAGCCCCCAGGUCCUGGCUGCUGUCAUCUUCAUCUACUUUGCUGCCCUGUCACCCGCCAUCACCUUUGGUGGCCUCCUCGGAGAAAAGACCCAGAACCUGAUGGGGGUGUCGGAACUGCUCAUCUCCACCGCGGUGCAGGGCAUCUUGUUCUCCCUGCUGGGGGCUCAGCCCCUGCUUGUGGUGGGCUUCUCAGGACCCCUGCUCGUGUUUGAGGAAGCCUUCUUCUCGUUCUGCACCAGGAACAACCUGGAGUACAUUGUAGGCCGUGUGUGGAUUGGCUUCUGGCUCAUCCUGCUGGUGGUGCUGGUGGUGGCCUUCGAGGGCAGCUUCCUGGUCCGCUUCAUCUCCCGGUAUACACAGGAGAUCUUCUCCAUCCUCAUCUCCCUCAUCUUCAUCUAUGAGACCUUCGCAAAGCUGGUCCAGAUCUUCCAGGACCACCCACUGCAGAGGAAUUAUGACCAAAAUGUAGUAAUGAUACCCAAACCUCAGGCUCCCCUGCCCAACACAGCCCUCCUCUCUUUUGUGCUCAUGGCUGGCACCUUCUUCUUCGCCAUGGUGCUACGCAAGUUCAAGAACAGCGCCUACUUCCCUGGCAAGCUGCGACGGGUCAUCGGGGACUUUGGGGUUCCCAUCUCUAUCCUGAUCAUGGUCAUGGUGGAUGCCCUCAUCCAGGACACUUACACUCAGAAACUCAGCGUACCUAAAGGCCUUGCCUUAUCCAACUCCUCGGCCCGGGGCUGGUUCAUCAACCCGCUGGGUUUGCGAUCCGAAUUUCCCAUCUGGAUGAUGUUUGCUUCCUUGCUGCCUGCCAUGCUGGUCUUCAUCCUCAUCUUCCUAGAGUCCCAGAUCACCACGCUGAUCAUCAGCAAACCGGAGCGCAAGCUGGUCAAGGGUUCUGGUUUCCACCUGGAUCUGCUGCUGAUCAUGGGCAUGGGUGGGGUGGCCGCCCUCUUUGGGAUGCCCUGGCUCAGUGCCACCACUGUGCGUUCUGUCACCCACGCCAAUGCCCUCACUGUCAUGAGCAAGCCCAGAUCCCCAGGGGCUACAGCUCAGAUUCAGGAAGUCAAGGAACAGCGGAUAAGCGGGCUCCUGGUCGCUGUGCUAGUGGGCCUGUCUGUCCUCAUGUGGCCCAUCCUGUCCUACAUCCCCCUGGCUGUUCUGUUUGGCAUCUUCCUCUACAUGGGGGUCACAUCCCUCAGUGGCAUCCAGCUCUUCGACCGCGUCUUGCUUCUGUUCAAGCCGAGAAAGUACCACCCGGAUGUGCCCUAUGUCAAGCGGGUAAAAACCUUGCGCAUGCACUUGUUUACGGGCAUCCAGAUCCUCUGCCUGAUAGUGCUGUGGGUGGUAAAGUCCAUCGGGAUCAUCUCGCUGGCCCUGCCCUUCAUCCUCAUCCUCACGGUGCCCCUACGCCGCUUCCUGCUGCCGCUCAUCUUCCGGGAUGUGGAGCUCCAGUGUCGUAUGCACCAGCCCACACUCCACAGGCAGAGUAGAAGGUUCCUAUGUUCCCAUAUGACUGAUAUUAUCCAGCUGUCUGAUUUCUGCUAGUCUGACCAAGGUAUUAUUUCAUUGCUGUUUUAUUUGCAUUUGUCAGAUCACUAAAGAGUUUGAGCAUCUCUGCACCUGGUUAUUAGUGUUUAAGAUUUCCUCUUAUAUAAAUAAGCUUUUUAUAUCAUUUGGUCAUAUUUCUAUUGAUGCCCUUUUGGCUAUUGAUUUGCAAGAGAUCUUGAGAGAGCCUAUAUCCUUUGUUGGUUUUGGACCUUACAAAAGUAUUCUCCCAUUUUGUCAUCUCUCUCUUCAUUUUGUCCACUUCAUCGAACAGAAAUCUUUAAUUUUGAUGUAAUUAAAUUUACCCCAGAGGAAUAGUUUGGACUGGAUUCAGUGGGCACUAGGGAGUCAUUGCAGGUUCUAGAACUGAGGAUAACAUGAUUAAAGUGACUCACUUGGGAGCUGUAUACAGGAGGGACUGACUGCAAAGAGGCAGAUUAGGAAUCCUUCCAUGUAAGUGAGUCAACAACAGAGGCAGGUGGACAUAGGCCCAACCCUCAUAGGACUUCCAGUCAGCAUGGGAGCCAGGUGUUCAACAAGAGUGGUGAAGAUUCUGCAGGGAGAGGUGGGAACAGAGCAGGGCUGGGGUUUGGCAAGGAUUCCUGGGAACAGAGACAUUUUCUCUGACUCCUGAGGGGAAAGUAAGAGCUGGCCCAAUGAUGAGAGAGGGAGAAUGUCUUGAGAGAAUAGGAAUCUGGAAAAUGGAAAACAUCUGAGAAAUAACCUGAAGAUAAAGUGGGUGAAAUUUGCUCACAGAGUCAAGUAACACAGUGGAAAUCCUGCUGGGAUAGCAGGCCACAUGGUGAACUCAGAAAAUCGUUUCUUUCCCAGGCACCUGGGCCCAAAGCCAAAUGACAGGAGGUGAGGAAGGAAGGGCUGAUAAGGAAGCAGAGGCAGGAGGUAUAAGAAAUGGUCUGGGAGCUUGGCAGGAGUGGGACAGGCAGAGAGCACCCAGCUGACUUUUUUCCAAGAUGGACCAGAGAAUGAUUUGCAGAUUUGGGGGACACAUUCAUAGGCAUGUAAUCAUCUUUCUCUGUCCUUUAAAAUGAAUAUUUAUAUUUUCAAAGUUCAAAAAGAAUACAUAUAUAUUAUAAAACACUUAAGAUUACAGAACUAUUUAACAUAGAGAACCAAAGUCUCAAAUACCCUCCACCAGUAACCACUGUUAAUAAUUUAGGGUAUACUCCUGCAGAUUUAUUUAUGUGUGAACACUAAUUUACAUAUAUUUUUAAUAAGCAAAUACAAUUUUGUUAACAGAGCUUCAAAUAUAUGAAGCAAAACGCAUGGAACUGAAAGGAGAAACAGAUAAACCCAGUUAUAGUAGGAAACUAUAAUCACUCUCUUGAUAAUCCAUAAAACAAGUAGAGAGAAAAUGAUAAAGGAUUUAGAACACCUGAGGCACCAGCAACUUGCUUGCCCUAAUUUGCAGCUGUAAAACAUUCCAAGCAACACUAGCCAAAAUACUCAUUCUCUUCAACUGCACAUGGAUCACUCACCAAAACAGACCACAUGCUGGGCCACAAAACAAACCUUAAGAAGUGUAAAAACAAAAAUGAAAUCAUAGAAAGUAUAAUCUAUGUCCAUAACAGAAUUAAUUAGAAAUCCAUAACAGAAAGACAUCUGGAAAACCUCUAUUCGGAAACUAAGCAAGGCACUUCUAAACAAUCCAUAGAUCAAAGAUGAAACCAUAAAGGAAAUUAGAAAUAUUUUAAACUGAAUGAAGAUGAAAACCUAUCAAAAAAUUUGAGAUGCAUUUAAGCAAUGCUUAAAGGGAAACAGAAUAUUAAGUACUUAGAUUAAAAACAUCUCAAAUCAAUAAUGUAAGCUUCUACCUUAAAAAGCUAGAAAAAAAAGGAAGAGUAAAUUGGACCCAAAGUAGGCAGGAAAAAGGAACUAAUACAGAUAGAACAGAAAGAGAGAACAAUGAAACAGGGAACAAACUGUAGAGAAAAUUGGUGAAACCAAAAGCUAAUUCUUUGCAGAAAAAAAUAAAUAAAAUGGAUAAACCUUUAGCCAGACAGGCCAAGAAAAAAAAAAGAGAGAGAGAGAAGAUACAUAAAUUAUAAAUAAUAGAAAUGAGACGACAUUGCUAUAGACCCUAAAGACAUUAGAAGGAUAGCAAAGGAAUACUGCAAAUGUUAAAAAAAAAAAUCCAUAAAUACAACAAUUCAAAUGAAAUGAACAAAUUUCUUGAGGAACACAAACUAUCAAAGCUCACUCAAAAGAAAUAGAGACUCAAGAAUAAAAACAAAACAACCUGAUUCAAAAAUAAGCAAAGGACUUGAAAAGACAUUUUUCCAAAUGAGAUAUACAAAUGGCCAGUAAACACAUGAAAAGAUGCUCAACAUCACUAAUUGUUAGUGAAAUACAAAUCAAAACUACAGUGAGAUACCAUAUCACACUCAUGUGGAUGGCUACCAUAAAAAAAAAAAAAAAACUAGAAAAUGUAAGUGUUGGUAAGGAUGUGGAGAAAUUGGAACCCUUGCGUACUGUUGGUAGGAAUGUAAAAUGGUACUGACACUGUGGAAGAUAGUAUGGUGGUCCCUCCUAAUUAUAGCAAGUUCGCAGGUACAAUGUUAAUGUAUAAAGUCAACUGCUUUCCUGGGUGGGAAGGGAUAGACUGGGAUUUCAAAAUUAUAGAAUAGAUGAACAAGAUUAUACUGUAUAGCACAGGGAAUAUAUACAAGAUCUUACGGUAGCUCACAGAGAAAAAAAUGUGACAAUGAAUAUAUAUAUGUUCAUGUAUAACUGAAAAAUUGUGCUCUACACUGGAAUUUGACACAACAUUGUAAAAUGAUUAUAAAUCAAUAAAAAAUGUUUAAAAAUAAAUAAAUAAAAUAAAGUCAAUUGCUUUCCUAUAUACCAGCAAUAAAC
Messenger RNA from Camelus dromedarius (Arabian camel), 6097 nucleotides. RefSeq names its product solute carrier family 4 member 1 (Diego blood group) (gene SLC4A1). The coding region runs from base 239 to 3223 and encodes 994 amino acids. Gene Ontology annotation, cellular component: plasma membrane; basolateral plasma membrane. Gene Ontology annotation, molecular function: bicarbonate transmembrane transporter activity; monoatomic anion transmembrane transporter activity; solute:inorganic anion antiporter activity. The transcript has 20 exons. Lineage: Eukaryota; Metazoa; Chordata; Mammalia; Artiodactyla; Camelidae. The record is from RefSeq and is a predicted model, not a curated record. Gene Ontology annotation, biological process: bicarbonate transport; regulation of intracellular pH; monoatomic anion transport.